AUGACAGCACCUCCAGUGUCGGUGGCGCCUGGCGCCCCGUCCCCUCCUGCACCCUAUUUUCCUGCUUCUCUCGUGCCUGCUACUGCCGCCUCUCACCUCCAAGCUGCUGUUCGCCUGAUUCAAGAAGCACAAGCUCUACACCAGCUGCCUGCGCUCUCUGCGCAAGACAACGUGGGGAAAGAGAAAGAGAAGGUGCACUCCCAGUCGAACGAGAUGUUGCCUGUACGCGUGAGUUUUCUGUGUAGCUCGGCUCUGAAACACUUGGAGGCGUGUGGACUGCCUUUCUAUGAUGUGUUUGAUGAACGAGGUGGGAGGGGAGGUAGAUCGGCUUCACGAAGGAAGGACGGAGAAGAGCGAGACACAAAUAACGAGAGACUCCUCUCGCCCAGGGACGCAUCUCGAGGCUGCCUCCUCGGUUUCCAAGCGCUUGUGCUCCUUGCUGAAGCGAUGAGAAGUCUCGGCAAAGACAGGGAGGCUGUAGGGUGCUACACUGAGUCAUUCAACUGGAUUUCGGAGGCAAUGCCGGUGCAGCAGAGAGCCCAUGCACUGUAUCGGGCAGCGUCGGUCAUGAUGGACGUGCGUGGCGAUCUCGACAGGCAGAGAAGGAAGAGAGAAGAACAGUCACAGGCAAGGCUUUCAAGGGGGGAUUCCGUCUCUUCUACAUCUGCUGUCGCGUCUCCCACGCAGUCCUCGGCUGUCGCAGCCGGUCAACGAGAAAAAGGCAGAGGAAGAAAGAGAAAAUCUACGGCCUCGGCUGCUCAAUCUCUCACCUUCUCGGAUUCGUCUGUAGACGGCGGGGCGCUGCCUGCACUUGUCGGUUUAUCGAAGGUCAGUGACGAGGUAUCGAGAAAACGGGAGGCGACGAAUGAUAUGAACGAAGCGCAGCUGUCAACAGCGGAAAAAACGAGGAGACAGCGUGUUGUAUGCAGCCGCCUUCGCCUCGCAAGUAUUCUCUCACCCCAGCAGAGACCCACGUUGUCUGUGACUGACGGAGAGAGCUUAAGAUAUUGCCGCCGAGCCCUAGAGUAUGCCCUUCUUCUUCAGCCUAACCACGCGGGAGCCAGCGCCAGGCUGGUCAAGGUCCUUCUUCUUCUAGGUGAUUUUGGCUCUGCUGCUCAUGCCCUCAAGUAUUCUCUUUCUCUAGGCUUAAGUGCAUCAGGUGGUCGCUCUGCCUCCAAAAUUCGAUGGCUCCUAAGGGCGCUCGGGAGCACAGUAAUUGAAGGGAGGAACGAGCAUGACAGAGAGCGACAGCAAUACAUAACGGAGAGGAAGGCAGAUGGAAGGGGACAGGCUGAGGCAGAAGUGAACAAGGCCGAUGUCAACAGAGAACGAAGGAUGAUGAUGGGUCCGGCAGAUUUGACAGGCGGAGAGAAAAAUGAAGAAGAACACAUGGAGAAUAUCUUCCACAUGCAGUUCCUAAGACAGGAUAGAAUACGAAUUCAUAGGCAACUCGAGGAAUUACAGAGAGAAGACGCCAGUGUUCUGUCUCACGCCCGGAUGUCUUCUUCUUCCAUGCCAAUCUCUCUUUCUCUUCCUCCUUCCCCUUCGGUGUCAUCUCAUGAGGAGGACCCUCGUGGCGUUUUCACUCUCCUCACAUUCCUCUACAAUAUUAUCCUGGCCGUGGAUGAGGCACUAGAAGUCGACAGCGGAACCGCAGCGCCUUUUUCCAACCCGCCUGCGACUCCCGCGCUCUGCCGCAUGGUCACCGUGUCGCGGGCAUCUUCUCCGCUUCCUGUGCCAAAGCUCGUGGAACGCCAGUUGAGUGAAGCGACUCGCCAGCUCGCGGAGAUCUUUUCUCCGUUUUAUUCUGGCCUUUCUCGCGCUGCCACGUCGUCUGUCUCUCCUGGCGGGGGUUGUAGUUCUCCGUGCCCUGCGGCUGUGCCACCCCCGCGGCCGCCAGCAAAGGCGCUGGCGUCUCGGCAGGGCGGCGAAAACGAGGGCUUCACACACUCGGGCUUGCCACAAGUUCUCGAAGAGAAGGGAAAGCGGGGCGCUUGCGUGCCUGAGUCCCCGCAAACGUCCCUAGCGUUCCCUUCGAGUGGGAACUCUUCGCGGAAGCGAAGGGAUACCCACGUGGGUCGUGCCCAGCACCAGCAGAGACAGCUGCUGCUUCUGCAACAACAACAGCAGCGUAGCAGGAAUCGUUUGCGCCAGGAAAAGCCCCGCCGACUCAAGUUUUUGCACGAGUGCGACACAGCCGUAAGUCAGCUUCCGUUUGCUUUCUGGAAGGCCUUCGGCAGACUCAUGCGCGUUCCCCACACACACGUCCCCUCCUGCAUGCCCUUUGCCUCCUACGAGCACAUGGAUGCUCUGGAGCAAGUGUGGGGGGACGCCUGGGCGCUCUCCCAGCUCAGGAGCUCGGGGCUGAGCUACAAGAUUCUUCACGCCAACGCCACAGCGGCGGCCUUCGCCCUCGCUGGAAAGUCUGGAUCCGGAGAGAGGGGAGAAAGCAGAUCGAAGACCGGAGGCAGGCGAGAUGGGAGGGGCAGCGGCAGUGCAAAGGCUAAAGACCGCAGCAAGGCUGAGUGGACGAAAGGUGUGGGGACUGUGUGUGGAGAGGGUGUCGCCGCGUCGGGCGGGGAUAGCGGAAUCGGGAAAGAGAGCGGUAAAGAUGCGGAAGACGAAAUUGAGAGCAAGAAUGAGAAGGGAAAAGAAGGCCUAGCACAGGAGAGAGGAGAGCCCAGGGGUACGAAAGUGAAUGAAAAGACAGGAAGCGUAGCGACUCCUAGCCAAGACCCAGCUGGACCCGAGCCUGGAGAGAAAGGCGCCAGUACACAGGCACAUAAUGCGCAAGACAACGUCAAAACAGCAGCCAAGACGAGCUCGGCAACGGCAGCGGCACGAGGAGCGCUCCAGGGCGUCAUCGCAGCCGCCACUGGGGUCGCAGGGGCGGCCUCAGGAGCGCCCUCGCUUCAAUGGGCCCUGUGGCAACUUCAGAGUGCGAUGGAAGGAGGAACACAGAAUAGCUUGUGCGAGAGCAGUGGGACUACAACCCCCGCCACGAGGGAGGAGUCUGACGCAUUGUAUCUCUGCGCAGGUGACACAACCCAGGAAGGAAAAGAUGCAAGGAAGAGUGCUGGAGAAGCAGGGACAGUGAAAGAAAGAGGCGAGAGGAAGGAAAUGGGGCCUGGGCUUGGUCUUCUUCUGACAAAACGAGCACAAGAGCAAGUCCUCGACGCGAUCGAGAAGGCACUCGGAGGUGUCGACGCAUCUGAGCAAGGAAGGGUGGCGAAGGAAGUCCCUCUUCUUGUUGUGCUCUUGCGGGUUAUCGAAGCUCUCAUCUCUACUCGCUCGUUAUGGCAACUGACUCCCUAUGGUCUCUGCGGCUCAGCGUCGGUAUCAUGUAUCUCCUCUUCACACCGUUCAUCUUCCUUCUCGUCGACGCUGACACCUGUAGCAGUGAGCUGCUUGCUGUCCUCCUUCAUAAGCGAGGGAACUCGCCGACUUGCUUUGGCGUCUUCCCUCUUCUUUUCGCGGUUUUCAUCCUUCCUCGGAAGCGGGAAAGAAGACCGAAGCACAUUGGGGGAGGAAGGCAAAGGACAAGCGACAGGGGUCCUGGUUAAGGUGGAGGAGGCGGCGAACGGGGGCCGAGCGAACGAUUCUACCACGGGGAACAUGGGGAGUAAACAGGGGUUUUGGUGGCACCUUGAGUGGUCUACACUGCAGCGCCUCUCUGCCCUGUCUCCUUCCAAGGGUGUGUCCUCGGCCGUCAGAGAGACUGCGCGCGUGCUGCUUGUUGACUGGCUUGGAGUCCCGGUACCUAUUGAGGAUAGUCUGAAAGAGAAUCAAACGCCGUGGAAGAAAAAUUCAGGGAAAGACAGAAAGAAGCUUGUGGGUUCUCCUCACUUGUGUCUCCAAAUCGCUGCCUGUCUCUUGUCCGCCGCGGCGGGCCAAGCCCCGUACGUUUGGUCAGACGUGCCCGACAACGAUGCAGAAGUGCAAGAAAAAGGAGAUACAUAUCCUGUGUCACCCCUUUCGAAAUCGUUAUCUCCGUCUGUGUCCUCGUGUCACCCUUUCGGUGUCAAGAUCUUCCACCUUUCUCAACUGAAGGAGUUGCUGGACGUCGCUGGUGAGUGCUUGUACACGGCAGCGGCCUCCCAAGAAAUGGAGGAGAGGGCGAACGUGAAUGACGAAAGCGGGGGAAGAAGGAAAGAGGGAGAUGCCCGAUGUGGAGACGCUGGGAAAGAGGGUGAGAAGGCAAAGCAGGAUGCAAGCCUUCGUUUCUAUCAGCUGCUGAAGAAACUGCUCGCCUGGCUCGCUCUGCUUCAGCGCCAACUCGGCGCCGCCCUUGGAGCCAGCGGGCAAACUGAGUCAGGUGAAAAGUUGCUUUAUUCUCUUCCAGGUGACUCUGGAGAGGGUGCGACCGGAGCCUUAGCUGCGAUCAUGCUUCUCGCCGAUCUCCAUGACGAAGAAGAAAGACCAUGGGGAGAUGUUGUGGGGCGAUAUCACGAGAGAGAGCAAGCGGACAGUCCUGGGAACCAGGAUGGAAAGGAAGAAGAAAACACAGGCGCUUCCGAUGUGGUUGACCGUAAGAGGACGGCGGCCGCGCUGAAGCAGGCGACGACCCUUUCUCACCCUGCUUUGAGCGAGCAGAAAGUAGACUUGGGUGAUGUACCACCUUUACCUGUUCUACGGAGGAAGGCUAUCGCUGCCGCAGUCGCUGAAGGGAUGGAUGUCGAGCUGCUGGAGUCCCUCGUAGGCCCUUUUGCUUCGCGUUCUUUUGCCCGUUUUGUCUCCAGCCACAGGCGUCUCAACGGGCAGAUCGAUGGACACAAAGAAGGACAGGCAGCCGAGGAAGCGAAGAAGGGGGAGGCUCAGGUUGGUGGCGCCGUUGUUUCUCCGACAUUCCGGGCAUCAGCUUCUUUGCCGAACACAGGACACGAAGAAACGACAGGAGCAUCAGAGUUGAAAAGCACCUCCCUUUCUUCAUCUUCGUGUUUCUCAAAUCUUCAGUUUUCGCGUGCGUGCGUCUUGGACGCUCUGGUGGACACGCUGAGAGAAGCAGAGAGCCAACUCUUCUCCCUGUCUCUGCGACUCCAUGUCCAGGCGCGUCAACACGCAGCUGAGGAGACAUCCGCGGCUAUCUCAGGCACGACUUCAGCUGCACAAGGAGGCGAUAAGGAAGACGAGUCAUGCCUUUCGUCUGGAAGUGCGAAAGCCAUUCUCUCGUCCGAUCUCCAGGCGGAUCUCCUGUUCUUUCUCCAUUCGACCAUUCCCUUCAUCUCCCACAUUACGCGCCAGCUGUCUGCGCUGAGUGCCUCCUCUCUCUCGCUCUCUUCCCUUCCGGCUUCUCUUUCGAAGCAUACGGGCAAACAAGGAGGCAAAGAGGUCAUGAUCCCUCUCCUCGUAUUUGUAACACCCGUUCUUGAGAGCUUUUUCCUCCGCCUCACGUCUCUGUACGGCGACCUAUUCACCCUCUUGGCGCUGACAGCGAGCCGUAGCCUCGACGCGCCCCUUGUCUCGUCCCUUGGAGCUGCCCUGGACCCCAGUUUUUCGAUGGAAGAAAUAAGGAAACAAAGGUAUGGCGUCCAUGACCGAUUCGUUGUGGCUCUUUGUUCGAGUCUGCCGGUGUUUCUCUCUUCCUUGGGCGUCUUUCGUCGUCAUUCACGGGGCGUGUCUCAGAGGGAAGUGUCUCCUGGGGGCUGCUUCGAGGGCACUGCGGAGUGGUGGGGCUCCAGCUGCUUGGCCGAGGUCGUAGGCAGGCAAGAACGGGGAGGCGGCGAAGACGAACAGGUCAGUCGAGAGGACAGCACUGCCGGAGCAGACGAACGAUCGGGCAGGAACGAAGGAAAGACACAGGAGGAGGAGGGAAGCCGCCCACGUGGUUCCGCGUCUGGUUCUCCGCUGGUGCCUCCUGUCGCGGCACUCUUCCCUGUCGCUCACAAAAUAGACCAACCCGGAGGACCGCAGCCGCAGAUGGACGGAAAAGGUUGCCAGUUCCCUACUCCGACUUCCCAGCAAGUCCUUCCAAGUUUAGAUACGCCGUUUUGCAUGUGGGGUGUCGCGGUCCCUUCCAAACGGUCGACUGCUGAGUGGCUUCUGAAGGGUCGAGAACUCGCUCAGGCUGAAGAGGCGGAAGACGACGACGAUACUCUUCGGCGUCUCCUCAGUCCUCUGGCCUUUCGCUCUGCUUCUCGGAAUGACACUUCUUCGUCUUCGAAGACUUCCAAUUCCGCCUCACCCGCACAAUCGUCCUUCUCAGUCCCCGCCUCCGCGAUUUCUUCCUCGUCUCCUGCCUCGCCGGCGCCUCUUCCUGCAGAUGGCUGUUAUCUCCAUAGCUCAGCCGCCCGGCUUUGUGUGGCACUGGCAGCAUUCACUCUCAUCGAACUGGUUGCGGUUUCUACAUUUUGUGCUGCGUGCACGUCGUUUUUGGAGAAGAAAAAGCUGCCCUCUCUUCCGACUGUCGCUGGUCCUAUGGCAGUAGCCGCCGGCGGGGGCGCCGGCGGCGCCGGCGCAGUUUUCUCUGCCGGUGUCGCUCUCGUUACAAUCGCGAGGAAGCGGGGAGAGGCUUGGAAAGACUUUUGCUUUAGUGGCCAACUUGUGCGGUGGACUUUGCAUGCGCUGCUGUACUUGGUUGCUGCGCCUUUGGAGGCUUCUGCCGUAGCGGCCUCCAUCACGACACACUCCCCGAACGUGGGACACGGCGACCGAAAGAAGGGAGGGAGGCAGGGAAAACGCAAAAGGGAUGACGAAGGCGGGGAAGCACAAGAAGCAGACGGGUCUAACGAGAACCCAGACGACGAGAGGAAUGCAGAGAGGGAUGAAUCACUUCUGUGGCAGUUGCAUCCCUUAACGUCAAUUUUAUCUGUAAAGGAAGACGAUGACGGACGCGCGCCCAUCUUCCUCGACGGUGCGUAUCAUGAUCUGAAUCUAGGCCGAGGCUCGACACCAAUCAGUGACACUUCGCCUCUUGCGUUCAUGGAAUCGGUUGCAGAGGCGUCAGCAGUGCCUCUGUCUUCUCCUUCUUCUUUGUCUGCCGUGUUCCCGUUCUCGUCCGCAUCCCCCCAUUCUCCAUCGUCACUCUCCUCAACGAGGCACGGCUCGCCACCUGUCUCAUCUUCCUCUUCCGCCUCCCCGUCUUCUGCCUUCACGCUCUCUCUGCUGGGGGCUCUGGGGGACGUUCUCGGUCGCAAUGAAGAAAGAGGCGUGCUUGACGGCGGCGAAUAUGCCUCGCGUCUCGCUGAGGUUAUCCGCCUCUCUCUGGAGGCUGAAAUGGUCGUGAGGGAGCUAGCUGGAGGAGCCGGUAGCUCGCAGCUCGACGGCCUUCCAGGCUUCUCGGGUGCUUCACCUCUAUCAGGGGCUGGGGCUUCUGGCGCAGGUGGAGGGAUGAGCAAAGUAAAUGCUGGAGCCCUUCUGCUCAUAGGAGAGGCGAAAGUUAAGAAAGGUGAAAGAGGCGAGAGGGCGGCUCGGGCGGCCUCGGCGGCGCCUGCCGCGAUUGCGCUGCUUCCGGAAUGGUUGACGUCCGCUUAUAGACAGGAGGAAGAACUCCCGUGGGAGAAAAAAAUCGACGAAAUAUGGAUGAAAGGGACUGCACCUGCCUCGGCGUACGCUGACACGCCCCCCACAAGCAUCCUGGGAGGCGUGAACUCCGAUGUGCGCAGCCGGCAAAGACAGCUGCCCGGCCUCGAGCUUUACCUACCCCCGGGGAUGUGUACGGCCUCUCUCCCGCUCGCUGCUUUGCAAGUGGCACUGCGAUCCAUCCGUCCAUCUCCGAUUCGUGGCUUUGAACGUGAAAUGCUCGUUCUCGCUUCAUCGUGCUCUCCGUCUUCUCUCCCGUGUCGGCCUGACGCAGACGCCGCACGGGCGGCGGUGCGAGAGGUGCUGACGAUGCGGCCAGGGAGAGGAGGCGACGAGACAGGCGCGAAAAGCGGGGAGGAAGGAGAGCGCGGCGAAGGCGUGAGAUGUCAGUGGAUCGAGAGGGCGGGGACCCGCCUCGCCCCUUUUGCCACAAUGUCGGGCAGCAGUACGUUCCUUAUAGUUCCCCUCGCUGUUCGUCUCCUUCGGCUGCAUCUCUGCGCGACUGCCCAAUGCCAGAGUGAUUUGCUUCUUGCUGCCUCUGGCUCUUGCGAGGAAGGGGUGGUGGAAGGAACUGGCAGACAGCAUAAGAGUGGAGUUUCGGAACAGGGAAACGAUGGCGGCGUCCAGGAAAUGAAAAUCGGCAGCACAGAAACGACGGCAGAGUUCGCAAACGAGAGGGUCAAAGAGACGAAUGCAACGAUGACGCCAGGAGAAGCGGGUCUUGCUUGCUGCAGUGACAAGCUCUCAUUCUGCUGGGCUGCUAGUGAAGUUCCCGACAGACUUGGAGACUUGGCGCAUUCGAUUGCUUGCUGCUACUUCCUCGUGUAUGGCCAACCAGUGCUUCCUCGCCCUGCAUCUCCACUGGAUAAACUCGUUCUGAAAACCACUAAAGAACAGACCAGAAAUAACUUCAUCGAAAUGUCUCUUCCAGCGACACUUCUUGGGGUGUAUAUACACCGCGCGGUGCAAAAAUGUGGUCCCUGGGCAACAGAAAUUCAGUCCAAGGAAAUGGACCUCUCAGUUUCGACAUUUUUGUUCCCGUCUCGAGAGACCCGAGAAUUCGGCCGCAGUGUGGUGGCGGUUGCAGAUGCUCUCGUCUUCAACUCCUUAAGCCCACCUGAUGUUUCUCUUCCCCCCUGUCUCCCUCGUAUUCUUCAUCUCCCGGAGUCCCUUCACAAGCCACCGCUAGCACCGUACCCUCCCGGCCUCUCGUUCUCUCUUUUUUGGGCCUACACCGCAGAUCCGCUUGUGCUUCCUCACUUUCUGCGGCUCUUCCUUCUUCUCGUCGUUCAACACUUUCAGCUCCAACAAAGCGUCCAAGUCCCCAUCCCUAUGCAGCACCUGCUUCAACAGCAGUCCGAUCUCCUCUCUUCCUCUACGUUUUCUACACUUCCGUCCACGCUUGCGCGUCUCUUCCCCCUCCCGUCGUUGCGAUCCCUCUGUAAUCUUGAAACUAUAGUCGACAACGGUGCACGAUCAGGGGACUGUUCCUCCUCCGGGCACGAAGGCCGGGCAGAGGCAGACGAAGCAGUAGAGAUGGGAGAGAAGGAGAGGUUAGGAGAGAGCCGAUGUAGCGUGGCAUCUAGUAGCUGUAGCGCGGCCACUAAUGUUUCGGAGGGGCAGAGUAUUUCCCUGGACGAGCCACUGGCGUCGAGCUGGCAAAAUUUGUCAGCGAUUAGGGAAAGAAUUAAACGAAAUAGGAAAACUCUGGGAGCGGCAUCAGCGACCGUCGCUGCUGCUGAAGGUUUGUUCCUUGGCUGCGUACAAGGAGACUGUAACACACUUACUGGGAGAGAGAGCGAAGGAACGGAGCAAGGAGUGUUUUGCGGCGGGGAGCUCAAGGGGCACCUGACUGGAGAAGAAGAUGAGGAACUCGAAGUUCUGCGAAGGGCGAGUUUCGAGGGCACACGAAUCUACAUUAAACUCGACCAAACAGAGAAUCACCUCUCGACUGCCCCGUUGACUUCGUUUUCUAAGUACGAAUGCAGGAUCAAUCAGCUCGAAGUGUACCAACUUCUACUGCUUCUUCAUAUGCUCCCGUCUUCGAAGCAACAGUAUCUCAUCAACACUUACAUGGCCGACGCAAGCCAGCGCGAAUCGAGCCGCGCUGCCUUGCUCUCCUGUAUCAAUUCUUCACCUUCUCUCUCCUCUUCGCUGGCCACAAGCCUCUUCCCGUUGUCACCUUCCUCACAGCUGAGUGACGAGACAACACCCCGUCUGUCCUUCACCUCUGUGCAGUCUUUCUCCCGACGCUUGGCGCGCGCGGCUAUAGAGGCGUUGGAGAUGAAGCCUGUGCAUGCCAUAUCGCCGAGUCUGCGUGGUUUCUCUCUCCACCUUCUACAGCUCCUUCAGCAGGCACAACGUUCGGCAGCGAGCGAACCGGAGGCUUUGGAGCGAGCGGGCUUCGCUAUACGAGCUGCCGCAUGUGCACCGCACAACCCAGUUCUCUGGAUGGCUGUAGGAUCUCUUCUUCUCGAGCUGCUGCUUCUUCUUUUAGACAAAUACUGUGCAGCAGGUCGAAAAGGAGACGGUACAGGAGGCGGCCUACGCAGUAGGGAAGAAGAGGAGACGGCACGGUGGGCUCGGAAUAUAUUCUCGAGUUUUCAAGCCAACGGCCAGUUCCCUCCAAUGCGAAGAGGAGGUGUCUCCGACUCCUUCCUUUCUCAAGGGACAGGCAGCAGUCCAAGUCCCAGUUUUUGGUUGCCCAGGGGCGUGGGAGGAAUCGGCGGGGGAGCAAACGUCUCUCCAGUAUCGUACGCGCCGCGAGGUGGAGGGAAGAAAGGCGACAGGGGCGCUGGACGAGCAGUGUCUGCUGGAGAAGAAGAACGCAUGCUAUCAUCUUCUCUCGUCACUGCCGCCUCCGUUGCAUCUCUGUGGAAUCAGGUGGGGUGUAUCGGAGACCGGGCCGCGCCCAAUGAAGAGACACUCCUUCAAAUCUUCGCCCACACCGCGCUGGUCAUAAACGUGUGUGGGGAAAUCUGGUUAGCGGCUCUGCGCCGCUUCUGCCCGCAUGUGUGUGUGGAGGAGCCAGAUCUUCCGCAGGACGAGCAGGUUGAAGAGGAAGCCGAACAGGAACGGAGAGAGGCGAAGAAAGUGAAGAGAAGAGCGGACGAGGAGAACAAGGUGAGAGGCGGUGAUAUGUCGCUUGAGGUGAUGUGGGAACGAAUGAACGUAAAGAAACUAUCCGAGACUUGGUGGAUUCAGAUGUGUCGAAGUGGAAAGAAAAUUGAAGACCCGUGUGACCUACAGUGGCGGUACCUCAGCACCCGUCUUGACGUCCUUCUUCUUCUCGUCCUUCUCUGGAAGCAGUUCCGGCAUUCGUCUUCCUCGCUGUCAGCAGCACCUACUGCGGCAGGUGGAAUGAGUGCUCCGACCGCGGAUCCAACAGAGAGACACCGUAGGUACUGGAUGUGCCUGGAUGCAGCGAAUGAGGCGUUCUUUGCAAAGGCUAACUUGGGAAGUAGGAGCGAAGGGUUGACACCACGGCAGAAAGAGAUUCUUGAGUUGUGCGGUGCUGCUUCUGUCGAUGGGCAGAAGAGCCACGCUGAUUCGGCUCCCUCGUCUUCCUCGCAGAGCCAUGGAGCUGUUGAAAACAACUCAGAGAAGGUGGUUCAGUCAAGCUUGCUAAGCUUUGCUAAGCAUCCUUCAUCUUCGUCGCAACAACCCAGCAGGGACGAAAAAGUGGGAGAGACAAGGAUGACAGACGGUUCCGUCGAGGACGUCCAGAGACUCAGAAGUUUCAUUCUGGAGGUGAGUACUCUUCUCCGUUUCGUAUUCAACCGAUCCAACCUUCCCCUGGUCGUCGCUUCAUCACUCUGCUUGGAAGAAGAACAACUUGGAGGAAAAACAGAAGAUCGGGAUAUCUGGAAUUGGGCUCUCGUCGCGUCUCUAAACAGGUGCAGGACGUGGGUAGAGGCGGAGACUUUCCUUUGGCAUCUGCCUUUGAUGCGCUCGAAGUGGCUCGCGCGUCUCGCUCGGUGGGGUGUUCGUCUUCCACUGGAUCGGAAGAGGGCACAGAUGACUGAGGCAGGAGGGAACCGUACCCCAGUGUCUCUCACUCCUUCGGUCACUGCCACCUCGUUCGCUCCUCCGGACGUGGCCGCUAUGGCUCGCGCUAUUGGGCUUGAGGCAGCUCGUGCCAUUGAGCUCCCUCCUGGCGGAGCAAGGGAACAAGAGAAGCAGCACCCUUCCGACGCCACUUCUUCCAACUCGGCUUCUCUAAAUGGGGGAAGGGCGAGGAACUCCUCGGAGAAUGACGACGCAUCAUUCUUCUCAAGCGCCCUAUUCAGCUCUGCAUUGUGCGAUGCUGUCGACGCAUUAAUGAUCUCCUGCAUUCAAGCUUUCGGCGCUGAAGCGAUGCUGGAUCCCGCUGCCGGAGAUAAGAGCCAAGAGCAAACGAAGGACAACAUCCAGAGCAAAGGGAAACGGUCUGAAGGGAAAGAACAAUCUCAUUCUGUUCGGAGCCACAGAGGGGAAGGGGCAACAACUUCUCGAGACACAGAGAAAGGCGACAAUGCCUCUCUGCUCUCUUCUCCAAGGAGCCGUAGCGAACUGAAAGACGAUAUUGAGGGGAAACAAGGAGAGACAGAGGUGGAAGGCUGUGCUUCUUCUACGUCAUCGGUUAGGUUACAAGGUGGUGUUCAUUUUGUCUCAUCUCGUGUAUCUUUAUCCCUCUUUUACUCAUGUCUUGGAGAUAUGGAAGAGCUUGUGGAGGCGGAGGGCGACGUGCUGCCUCUCGCCAUGCCUCUUUACCACCUUCACGCUCUUCGUUUGAAGAUUGUUAUGCUCUCUCGUGGUGCCCUGUGGCGUCUGGCAGCGCUUUUUCCCUGGCGGUGUUCUCCCGCUGGUGUGUCUGUUAAGUCACAAGACAAAGGUGGCAAGAAAGACAGUAAGGUUUCUGUGGACACCACCAAUAUAGAAGUGAAAAAAGAACGAGGGGAAGAUGAUGGACGAAGCAUACGAUCUUCACCUAGCUCGAUACGCCUAAGAAGAGAUUAUUUGCUUCGCCGCUGGCUUGCCGGAGGCAGAGAAGACGACGCCCGACGAGAAUACGGACGCCUACUGCGACAGGGCGCGUCUGGACUCUGCUGCGGGGUCACAGUCUCGAAGGAGAGACCUGAGAGCCAUUUUGACACAAACAAGGAUGAGACGAGGAAGGAGGAGAGAGAGAUAGAAGAAGAGGAAUUGGAAGCUUUACGACCGUUCCAAUGUCCUGCGGAUGUCGUCGCAGAUUGCAUAGAAGCGCUUCAGUAUCUCGCGCUUAAAAGCCGUCAAGCGGGUUUGUGGACGUGCAUUCCCCGUCUUCUGCUGGUGAAUGCCAGUCUGGCAUCUGGGCAGCCGACUCUCGCACUGCGACAUCUGCGCCUUUUGUUUUCGCGUGGGGCGACAAAACUGUUGCCCCCCGAUGCGUGGCUGAGCAACCACUAUCAGGCGUUGAAGCAAAGGAGACCGGCGUAUGAGAGAUCGAAAUUCCGCCUUUUCUGUGCGACGGUCGACACAGCCAUUCUCCUCACCCAAGCUAUUUUGCAACGUACAGAGAAAGCCAAAGAAGAGCAAUUGCUUGCGCUUCGGAACGAAGAUGUGGGAAACAGCGAAGCUGAAGAGGAAACGAAGCAAAACAAUGCCGGUCUCGGGUUUUCUUCUUCGUCGUCAGUCGCUGCGUCUCCAGCAGGCGAGGACGAGAGAGAGGGCAAGCGACAGUCAAUUCCCAAACAGGUCGCUGGAGAGGGGUGGAUCUUUGGUGGCCUGGAGAAGGUGGAGCACCUCGACGACUUAGUUCAAGGUGUAAAGUUCUUAGUAGAGCAGCUGGAGCUACAGGUCAAGUUGCUGCGUAGGCUGCAGCUGAACGAGCUAGGAACUUACCUCCAGCUCGCGUUCUUCCAGGACCCGUCCCCUCAAAAUACCAAGCCGGGAACGCCGUUCUACACUCUGCAGACGCAAAUUGCUCAGCUUUGUCAGUCGCCAAAUGCAGGCGGACUUAUCGCGGAGGGCCGAGGAGAUAAGGGAACAGGAGGAAGUAACAGCGGCACCAGUGCGAGCGGCGACCGCACAGGCGUUCAGGGCGCUGCGAACUUCUUGAUGCUAAUGGGUAGUUUGUUGGGAAGUGGUGGAGUCGGUGGUCAGACAGGAACACUGCAGGGAACAGCAACAGAUGAGGAUGGCCAGCAGGCGAACAAGCGGAUGCAGAGAGAAAUCGUCAACAUACUGCUAAAAGGCACGAUCGACGUGUUCGAGUAUCUGGUCACGUACUGUCCAGAUGUCUUAGAUAUGCGGGAAAUGCACCGGGCUAUCACUCAGCUUUUCCCCGAAGUAGGGGUGCCUGCAGUCGAACCCCAAAACACGUACGUGGCGACAACAGCGAGCUUAGACGGUCGCCUUCUUCGACUUCUCAGGGAUGCAGUCACGUGCGUGAGAAAUGCGUCUCCUAGCGCUACGUCGGGCCUCCUGAAGCAACUAAAGCAGCUCAUUCGAGAGAAGGCAAAAGAGGUCAAGGAUGUAGGUGCGAGAGAGGAGAUCGAUAUGAAUGUUGAAAUGGUGUCCGUGGAAAGCGGUCCUCAAAAUGAGAAUGUGAUAGAAACAAGAGAUGCGCGCGUUCCGGACCAGGACGAUGAAGAUGAUGGAGUAAUAUGCAAGUUUGUUGAGAGACUGGAGAACAUCUUCGUAGCUGCCUGCCGAAAACUCUUGUACUACAAUCCUCCGUCUCCUGCAGAGGAUUUGGCUGCUUCUUACUGUUCCGAAGGCACACAGACGCGUCCUACUCCUCCGCCUGCAGUCGCUGUGAUGCGCCUCAGUCUAGGGUUGCCCGUUCAGUGUGGCAUGGAAGUCCAAGAAAUUGAGAAAGUCACUGAAGCUCUGGCUGCAUAUGCGAAAGCAACACGAGCUGGGGCUCCGUCCGUCGAGCUGUUCCUCAAAUCGGGCCGCGUUACAGCGACGCCCAGUGGGCGAGGAGGAAAAGGACACGGAACUGCAGGAGUGCAUGGCGCGGGGGGAGGAGAAACUGGAAGGAAAGAGAGAGGAAGAGGUGGACGUGGGGGGAGCGCUAGUGUAGCGCAGGCACGCGGUGUUGCUGGGGGAGGAAAUGCAAAUGCAGAGACAUCCGUCAAAGCCGAUGGCGCAGGCUCUACAAGCCCGGCUGAGACUCCUUCGUUGUCACCCCCGGGUCAAAAUUGGGUUGGUAAAGCUGCAGAGGGUGAUGCAGGAAUCAAGGACAGAGGAGGGGACGAGAAGAGAAGAAAAACUGAAGAGAGAGGAGAUGGAGGACAGCCCAACAAGACGCCACGAGAAGAGCCAGAGAGUCCGCCUGCAGGCGAAUCCGCUGACCGUGGCGUCAGUAGCACUCCAGAGUGUCCGGUCCCCGUUAUCGAGUCAUCGAUGCCGACUGAAAAUAGACUACAGCACAGGGGACCAUAGUGUCAACUGCAUGUCACAUGCUAUUUCUUAUUGGUUGGUCCGCUCGUGCGCGCGCACAUUUUCGACUCUGCCGUGCCGUGCACACACGGUGUGAUCCACGUGUGAGAGGUGGCUCUGCUUUUUUGUCUUUCAGUUGUUGUAUAUGUUCUCUUUAUGAUGUAAUAUUAACGGGAGUGAUACUACCGGUCCUUGACGGGUCUGGAAAUCCGGCGUGGUGGCCUGUAUCUACCUAGUUGUAAGCCAUGACUGAGUUGAUAGGUGGCUUUGUCCAGAAAGGGUGUGAAUAAUUCGAAACGACAGUGGCAUAAUCCAGUUGCAAAUAUAGUGGCUGCAGUGUUAGGAGAGAGCCAAACAUACAUAGGCCAUGAAUCGAGCCCCGCUUGUCAACUUGCUCACCGUGAUAUGCAUUGUCGAUGCACAACAGUUUUCAACUGUUCUCACCGCAGUGCUGGUAGCAUACUGCAAUGUCACUAAGAGCUUACGCAUACGCAUCAUCCGUUACCUGGCGUCAUGCUUCUGUAUAGCACUACGCUCUUCAAGUAACGAUGUCGAUAAAGGCUGUCUGUGAGCAAAAAUAUAUCGUGUAAAAAUGUUUCAUUGAUUUGAGCGUGUGCCGUUUCGUGAGGUGGCAAUGUUGGGUCAUGUGGCGCUCCACAUGCGUUAGUCGUGUUCUGUGUACGCAGACACCAGCUUGCACUGAUCAGCCCUGCUGGGAAAAUAAAGAGAUCUUCAUUUCGAGCUUUUUCUCCGACUGAUGACGCGCAGAUCAUCAGGCAAGCAGAGGAUCCGAAACGAAAAAAGAAUUUUAAUCUCUAAUACUCCACUCAGGGUGGGGGCAGGGAGGAGGUCUGUGAGUGAUAAGAAGCUGGUGGAAACACUUUCAAUUUUCUUUCAGGACGAAUCAUUCCGUGACUUGAAGGCGCCGGUCUGGAGAACGAACAGUAGAGGUUGAAAUUUCAAUGAUGGUCGGGGAAUCCACCGCAAACAAACGAAGUUUAACAUGAAUAGGGAAUUGAAAUUGAAACUCCAUUUUCGGUGCAAGAGGAGAAGCACGAGCACUACCCUAACGUCACUACUGUUCUAGGAAACAAGAUUCUAGAACAUGGACCCCCGUCAGAAGCGUACAUUAUCACCGCUUUAGCAUGAGGCUGGGCAGCAUCAUUUAGGAAGCCCGUCUAGGGAAUACGGACGUAGCUGGAGGGAAGUAGAUUGUGCUCGCUGUCUCUAGGGGGUGACAUUCAGAAGCGUCUUUAGGAUUGCACUGAUCGGUGAGAGGGGCAUGGCGACGCGAUCGUAGUCGACAACAGAAUCCCAGCUGUAAGUAAAGCGUCCAACGGUGAAGCCAAUAUUGAAAACUCGAACACCAGCUUCUUGGACAGCUUUAAAUGCCACACUUGCGUCGUUUCCUUGGACCUGAACAAGAGCCAUCGGAGUGUUAUCUGAUGCAAAUCCCGCCCCUGCUGUGGCGUAAAGGCGACCGAGGCGUCCGAACCCAACCUGAUAGUAUAGUAGGUCGUUGAUAGGGUCCUCGAACUUCGUUGCAAUCUCCAGUUGCCAACCGCGGCCCCAGUUCCCCUGGAACUGCGUC
Toxoplasma gondii ME49 is the source of this 16516-nucleotide messenger RNA. RefSeq lists its product as hypothetical. The record is from RefSeq and is a predicted model, not a curated record. Bases 1 to 14928 code for a protein of 4975 amino acids. The transcript is spliced from 8 exons. Lineage: Eukaryota; Apicomplexa; Conoidasida; Eucoccidiorida; Sarcocystidae.